Molecule: messenger RNA, 1053 nt
Organism: Bacidia gigantensis
Lineage: Eukaryota; Fungi; Ascomycota; Lecanoromycetes; Lecanorales; Ramalinaceae
Exons: 1
Coding region: 1-1053 (350 amino acids)
Source: RefSeq, a predicted model, not a curated record
AUGGCCAUCCGAUUUGAUGGAGGGCCCAUCAUCAAUGUGAAUGCUCCUCUGAACGGGUCUAUCAUUAUUCAGGCAGGAGGCCACAUGGCUGCAAAUGUUGAAUACAGCAUGCCGCCGUGGCCUCCACAUAGCCAACAGUACACACAAUGGGUAUAUUCUCAAAAUGAAACUCCGCAAGAAAUACAGCAGCAGGCUUACCAUUGUCAACAGGGGCCUCAGCAAAUGCAACAACCACCGCUGCAUCCCGGAUUCGUCCCAUAUCCUCCCGGAGCGUGCUACAUACCAGCCCAGCAUCCACACCAGCAAACAUACGGCCCAUACCAUCCUCCGUAUAGGGUACAAAAGCCAUGCAAGAAAAAGAGAUUUUCUCAAAAGCAACAUGAUGUCUGGGAGAAUGGAGCUUGGUAUACCAAAAGGGGCCACAAGUGGUUCAAUUACGACCACCAUGAAUACCAAGCCAAACGGACGGAUGCUUGCAUUAUUCCCAAGUAUCGCCAACUUCCUUCGCCGCCUGUGAGCCCUGCAACUACUUUCGCCCACCAAAUGCCUUGGUUCCAGCAAUAUGCUAUUCCUCAAAUGCUACUCGCUCCGUCUGGACCAAACGAGGCUUCCAUGGCUGAAGACGUGCUUUCCCCUGUCGACAUCCUCUCAUGCAGCGGGGCUCAAGAUGGCUCACAUUCCUUUGGCCAGAACACCCUUGCCUCGGAUCAGAUGGCAUUGCCACCAGACACCCUGGAGCAGUCCGAGUCUUCCUUCGAGGAUUUCAAAAUGGAGGACUGCAAUUGUGACUUUACCUGGCUGGAGAGCACGUGGGAGUACUUCACGUGUGACAAAUGUUUGAGCUUCUACCAAGAGCAAGCUCAUUCAUCCAAGACGCCAGAUACUGAGCUCGUCUCUGAGCCAGCCCGAGAGGACAGUACCCCUCCGGCUCCUGUUACCACGCAUAUAGGGACGCCGGAAGAGAUCGCCGACGUACCUUCAGUGAUUGAGGAAGGGUUCUUUGCGGAAGCUUUUGCUUCGGUAGAGGUGCCCAAUAGUCUCGAUAACCUUUAA